This is a messenger RNA of Emericellopsis cladophorae, 924 nucleotides long. RefSeq lists its product as uncharacterized. NCBI's taxonomy places the organism in Eukaryota, Fungi, Ascomycota, Sordariomycetes, Hypocreales, Bionectriaceae. Bases 1 to 924 code for a protein of 307 amino acids. The record is from RefSeq and is a predicted model, not a curated record. Gene Ontology annotation, biological process: hydrogen sulfide metabolic process; glutathione metabolic process. The transcript has 2 exons. Gene Ontology annotation, molecular function: sulfur dioxygenase activity.
AUGGAUCCCACGCCACUAGUCCACAGCAUAUUUGACAAGGGCACCGGCACCUGGCAGUAUCUCGUGGCAGAUCCAGCCACUCGGAAUGCUGCCGUGAUCGACUCAGUCCUCGACUUUGACCCGGCCACGCAGAAGGUGACGACAGACAACGCCGACGCCAUUCUGCGUCUCAUCGAGUCCAACAACUACCAAAUCCAAUGGAUCUUGGAAACCCAUAUUCACGCGGACCACCUCACGGCAGCGGCCUACCUCCAAGGGCGCCUCGCUGGCCAACAACAAGAUGGGAAGCCGCGCAUUGGCAUCGGCAAGCGUAUCACGCAAGUGCAGAAAGAAUUCGCAGGCAAAUAUGAUGUACCGUGGGGCGAGUGCGAGGGCGUGUUUGACAAAAUGCUUGACGACGACGAAGAGUUCCCCCUCGGGAAUCUGAAGGCACAAGCCAUCCACCUUCCGGGCCACACGCCAGAUCUGAUGGGCUAUGUCUUUGGAGACAACGUCUUCUGCGGAGACUCCAUCUUCCACGCCGACAUUGGCACCGCGCGCUGCGAUUUUCCCGGCGGCAGUGCGAAGCAGCUCUACCAGUCCGCGCAGAAACUGCUCGCCAUGGCCGAUCACGUCAAGAUCUGGACGGGCCACGACUACCCGAGCGGUGCGCGUCAACAAGAGGUUCCCUUUCUGACCGCCAGUGAGCACCGAGAUCGCAACAAGCACCUGGCCAACGGCACGUCCGAGGAGCAAUACGUCGCCGUGCGCGAGGGGCGAGAUGCGCAAAUGUCGGAACCGAGGUUGAUUCAUCAGGCUCUCCAGGUGAAUAUUCGAGGAGGCAGAAUGCCAAAGGCGUCGUCGCAGAGUGGUCUGCGGAUGCUCCAUGUCCCGCUCAAAGUUGAUGCCCUGGACGCUGGCAAAGAUUGUGGUUCUCUACUAUAA